GUACUAUUAGCCAUGGUCAGCCCCAUCGUGUUUUUUGACCUCACCAUUGACGGCAAGCCCUCGGGCCGUGUCUCCAUCAAACUGUUUGCAGACAAGAUUCCAAAGACAGCAGAAAAGUUUCAUGCUCUGAGCACUGGAGAGAAAGGAUUUUGUUAUAAGAGUUCCUGCUUUCACAGAAUUAUUCCAGGGUUUAUGUGUCAGGGUGGUGACUUCACAUGCCAUAAUGGCACUGGUGGCAAGUCCAUCUAUGGGGACAAAUUUGAUGAUGAGAACCUCAUCCUAAAGCAUACAGGUUCUGGCAUCUUGUCCAUGGCAAAUGCUGGACCCAACACAAAUGGUUCCCAGGUUUUCAUCUGCACUGCCAAGACUGAGUGGUUGGAUGGCAAGCAUGUGGCCUUUGGCAAGGUGAAAGAAAGCAUGAAUAUUGUGGAAGCCAUGGAGCACUUUGGGUACAGGAAUGGCAAGACCAGCAAGAAGAUCACCAUUGCUGACUGUGGACAGUUCUACUGA
Nomascus leucogenys (northern white-cheeked gibbon) is the source of this 510-nucleotide messenger RNA. RefSeq names its product peptidyl-prolyl cis-trans isomerase A-like 4C. Gene Ontology annotation, biological process: protein folding; protein peptidyl-prolyl isomerization. Lineage: Eukaryota; Metazoa; Chordata; Mammalia; Primates; Hylobatidae. Gene Ontology annotation, molecular function: peptidyl-prolyl cis-trans isomerase activity. The record is from RefSeq and is a predicted model, not a curated record.